GCGGCGGCGGCGGGAGCCCGGGAGGCGGAGGCAGGCGGAGGCGGGCGGAGGGAGGUGGCGGCGGCGCGCGGAGACGCAGUAGCGACAGCGGCAGCAUGUCGGCCGGCGGAGCGCCAGUCCCGCCGCCCGCGAACCCCGCCGUGUCCUUCCCGGCGCCACGGGUCACCCUGCCCGUCGGCCCCGACAUCCUGCGGACCUACUCGGGCGCCUUCGUCUGCCUGGAGAUUGUGCUUGGGGCACUCGUGUGGAUCCUGGUCGCCUCCUCCAAUGUUCCUCUACCUCUGCUGCAAGGAUGGGUCAUGUUCGUGUCCGUGACGGCUUUCAUCUGUUCCCUCCUCUUCCUGGGCGUGUUCCUCUCUGGCGUGGUGACUCAGAUUAAUGCCAACUGGAACUUCCUGGAUCUCGCUUACCAUUUUACAGUGUUCGUCUUCUACUUUGGAGCCUUUUUGCUGGAAGCAGCUGCCACAUCGCUGCACGAUCUACGUUGCAAUCGAACCAUGGCUGUGCAGCCGCUCUUGAACGAUAACCAGUAUAACAUCAACGUGGCAGCCACAAUUUUUGCCUUUGUGACGACAGCUUGUUACGGUUGCAGUUUGGGUCUGGCCUUACGACGAUGGCGACCGUAACACCCCUUACAAACUCGCUGCCUGUGUGUUAGUUUCAUUUGUGUACUUUUUAUGUCUCAUCAAUUUGGGUACCAUUUUGUCCAGAUAUAACAACAUCCCCAAAGUAAUUUGUUUAGUAUAUGGAGAGAAUCUUAAGUAUGAGUUCUGGUUCAUUUCGUGGAUGGAAUUUUAAUUUCAGUAUGAUGUUAAACCGAGAAAUAGCCUUUCGUUUUACAUCUGUCUCUUUCUCUUUUUCUUAUUUUAAAGAAAAUUUCCCUUUACAUCCAUAAAAUACACAGAUAUUGUUCAUGAGAAAAAGGGGUAUCUCUUGUGUUUAGUUACUGAGUCACCUGAACCUUAAUUUUAAUAGGUAACUAAAACUCCUGAAGAAAAACACAUUUCAAAUAAACUUCCCACUGAACUCUGUGUGUUAGUGUAAAACAGAGAUCGACACUCUUUAAAGGUCCAGAUGGUAAAUGUUUUAGGCUUUGUGGGCCAUUCAGUCUCUGUCACAACUACUCACCUCUAUGGGUGCAUGAAAGCAGCCAUAGACAGUAAGUAAAUGAGUGAGUGUAGCUGUGUUCCAAUAAAUUUUUAUUUACAAAACCGGCAGCGGGCUGGAUUUGGCCUGCGGGCUGCAGGCUGUCGUUUGCGGACCUCUGGUGUAAAACCUUGGUUAUGGGUUCUGUAUUUUAUUGAACUGAUCCUCAAAGGUAUAAAGCGAAUUAGAGAAGCCACAUAGUAUUCAGUCUCAUGCAGUAAUUACAUUGCCUUUAGGUUAAUGGUCAAAUACUUACCCUUGAAGGGGCUAUAGUUUCUCAAGCUAAUUCAAGCAGAGUCUUGGGUACAGGAAAAAUGAAAUGAACCCUAGUUGCUUAAUCCACCUAAGUGUUUCCUAACAACUGAGCAAACUGCUCAUCUGGCGUCCUUAAAAUGAGAGCCCCAGAGACCACUAACCACUCCUGGAACUGGUAUCUAGCUCCUGAUGUCUUACUGUGGGUUUAUUUAUGCUUCAAAUGCAGCUGUUUGCCCUGUGCAUGAAUAUACAGAUAUUUAUGUGUGGAUAUGUGAGGCUUUACCCAGUAGAGCUCUCCAAAGGGUGAACUUUUUACUUCUAAUUCUUUUACAUGACUCUGAGUUAAAUGUGAACAGAGUACGAAAUAUAACUUCAAGUUGUAGAUCCUCACGUGUUUAGAGAACAGUCCUGACAUCUAUCGAAUAUGAAUAGCACAGAAAAGUAUUUUAACCCUCCUCAGAGACCCUGGUCGUGGUAACAUGCCAAAAAUGGCUUGAAGGGGAGAACAAGUCAGAGUUAGGCUCCCAGCUCACACCACCCGUCCAGACAAGAUACUUAUCUCUUGCCUCAAGAGGGCUAUACCUCUGGGAAAAGAGGGCUUUUGAAUAUUUUAUACUUUCAACCCUUUGCUUUUUGGCUAAAUCAUCCACUACAAGUGCCAUGUAUAAGCUGGGCUGUUAGAUUUCAUGGAACGUAGAACAAUCCUGAAUGAGUAGCAUAAUCAGUGCUCAAUGAUCAAAUCCUGUUUAUGUGAUAAUCCCUUAGAAAGAAGAAUCUGAUUAGGGUUUGGUUUGUGAGGUAACUACAGAGAUAAAAGGUAUAUUUACUAUGCGGCAAGAGGAUAUCAGUCUUGUGACUUUAUACUGAUGUCAUAGCUUUUCUAUAAUAUCCAACUUCCCUGGUUUUUCUAGCUCCAUGCCACACUCUUAACCCUGAAUUAUGAAUUGUAUAUUACAGAGUCAUAUAUGUGCCAUAAGGAUAUAUUGUCCAUUCCGACUAGAAUUGUUAAAAGUUAGUCUGCUAGAUUUAGUUGUGAGAUUGUAUUUUUGUUUCCAAGGUAUAACAGGUCCAUGCUUGGUGGCAUUAAAUUAAAUGAUCUCAUGAAACUGCUUUGGUGACACUUUUGUAAAUGGAUUGCUUCUAGAACAUUAAGAACCAAGCCUAAAACUCAUCUAACUGUGAAUACUUAGAAUUGUAAAUUAAUCACGAUCUAGAUUUGUGAGUUGACUGACAAAGCACUUGAACAAAAAUUACGGCAUUUGAGAAUUUCUUUAUAUAUCUUAGCUGUAAAAAUGAGGAAGCGUUGGUUGGUUUUAAAAUCUGGUAACUCCAUGAUGAAAAGAAAUUUAUUUUAUAAGUGUUAUGACUCUAAUAAAGUAUUCAUUUGAUAAUCUUUUGGGGUCAUCUUUUUUUAUACAAUUUACUUUGAAAUUCAGUUAAAGGUUUGAUAUAAACUUGACAUGUGGAGCUUCUAGACUCAUAAUAUAUAAGAGUUCUGCUUUAAACAUUUCUAUGUAAAAGACAGUCUCUCAGGAAAUGCCAGUAAAUCUUUUUUCUUUGGUGAAGGUUCAGGAGGUGAGUCUUUGGAGGUAAUAUUAUAAAGGAAGUUUAAAUUUACUCUAUUUUAUUUAAAAAGCAUUUGUGUAGGUAUAAUAUAUGCCAGGCAGUGUUCUAAGCGUUUUUUCAAAUAUUAACUCAUUUAAUCGUCAUCGUGACAACUCUAUGGAAUAGAUAUUAUUGUUGCAUUUUAAAGACGAGGGAACCAAAACAGAGACCUUAAGAACACCCAGGGUCAUGUACCUAGCAAGUAGGAAAGCUGGGAUUUAGACCUCAGCAGUCUGGCUACAAAGUCCAGGCUCUUCAUGGUCGUGUAUCACUCAGUUCUCCCGGAUUUUACAUAUUUUAUAUAUCCAAAAAUAUGACCCUUUUCUCCCAAAGAAGUUUUUAGAAGAAUGUUGACUACACAAAACUGUUUCUGACAGAUGUCAUCUUUUAGAACUUCUUUUUUGUCACGACCAAGGGCUCAUGAGUAUAGCUGUAAGAACUUAGGCGAAACCUGCAUGAUAGGGAAAAACUUAGGCCGCUUUGGUCUGCAAAGUUCUCCAGAGCGCUUAGCUGCCUGAAUGACUUCUCUGGUCCGUUAAUUCUGGUUAUGGACUAUGUGGCUUCCGUCUGCUCCAUUGCCUUGCGUCCAGUCAGUCCUUUCCUGAAUGAGCUUGGCUUUCUGCUCACCCCCCGGAACUGACAUCAGAAGGUUCUCUAGUCUGAGAUAUACCAUUAGACCUUUACACAUAGAGUGUGAAUUUACACCUCUUCAUGUGUCAGAAUCUGGAAUUCUGGGUCAUAGUCACAAAGGUUCUAUCCUCAACAUCAUGUUUCAAGUUUGUGACUAAGUGAACCAGUGUCUUAGGUGGCAACUUAAUGUAUUCAUGGGGGAGGGGUCCAGGGUUUUGGAGAGAGGUGAUCAUCUUUAGAACAUACGUGUGUGUGUGUGUGUGUGUGUGCGUGUGUGUGUGUGUGUAUUUUAAUGUUUUGAAAGCUCAGCUUUUUAGAGUGAGCAUGUAUUAAGCUGUGCCCCGAGCAAUAGGUCAAUACAAGUUCCUCUCUCCAGAGCCCUGUUUUCUCGAGCUUUUCAUGGCUUGCUUCCCCACCCUGUUUGGGUCUCAAGUCAGUUGUCACCGUUGUAGGGAGGCCCUCCCUGAGAACUGAGUUUAAACUUGAAUCUCACACCAGCACUCCCUGUUCUUAUUUUCUGCACUUUCUCCAUGGCACUUAUAUAUUUUCAAUAUAGCAUAUAUAGCAUAUAUAUUUUGUUUAUUUUGUUUGUCCUCUUCUCCACUGGAGUGUAAGACUUAUAGAAAGGAAUUAUUUGUUUCGUUUACAGCUUUAUCCUCAGUGCCUAGAACACAGCAUGGCAAAUAGCAGGUACUCAGUAAUUAUAUAGUGAAUCAGAGAAUGAAUGAAUAUUAAUGACAAUACCUUACUCUUGUGUUCCAAUCAAUAUAUUCUAUAAAAAUUGAUCUUAUCAGCACUUGAAAAGUUCUGGUAUAAAAUGGCUAGGUGUUUUUCACCUAGCUCUGAAUCUAUUUCAAGUGAAUCUUAACCUCAUAGGUUGUCUACUAAUUAAAUAUAUGUAUCAAUAUAUUACAAAAAUGUUAUAUAAUCAGUCUUCUAUAGCAGAGAAAAUAAUAACAUAAAAAUUAAACAUUCCAUAUAAACUUACUAGGUCUUUAUUCAAACAUUUUCAAAGAUGUCACUGUGCACUCAACUGACUUAGAUAAUCCUGAAAGCAUCAUCAGAACUAAGAACGAAUUGUCAAAGACUGUCAUUUUUCUAUAAUUAUGAUGGGAGUGGAGGGCUGUGGCUAGUAGUUGUGGCCAGAAAUUAUGAUAGUUACUGUUGUAAACCUAACAAGGGGUGGAGGUAUCUGUAUAAUGUGGCAUUUUGAUUUUUCAUGUCUCCCAACCCCAAGCUUUAUCCUUGGAUAUGUAUGUAUGAGAGAUAUUCUAGAUGAAGGCCAUUGCUGGAUUCCCUGUAUAUAGUUCAAUGUGCCGUUCUAAGUAGCCCUGAUGUCCUGGGUCAAUGUACAGUUUAGCUGAAGCAAUGACAUCCUGAUGCAUCAGUGUACUGGGCCGCACUGCUUUUUCAUGAAAUUACGCAUGUUAUUGAUCGUUAAAUAUGCCAUCUUGCUGAAUACAUUAAAACUUCUGUGUGGAAAUGUUUUGAA
Molecule: messenger RNA, 5128 nt
Organism: Globicephala melas (long-finned pilot whale)
Lineage: Eukaryota; Metazoa; Chordata; Mammalia; Artiodactyla; Delphinidae
Gene: MAL2
Product: mal, T cell differentiation protein 2
Biological process (GO): myelination
Cellular component (GO): membrane
Molecular function (GO): structural constituent of myelin sheath
Source: RefSeq, a predicted model, not a curated record